Drosophila eugracilis is the source of this 2468-nucleotide messenger RNA. Its product is annotated as venom dipeptidyl peptidase 4. Gene Ontology annotation, biological process: proteolysis. Gene Ontology annotation, molecular function: serine-type peptidase activity; dipeptidyl-peptidase activity. The transcript is spliced from 6 exons. The coding region runs from base 110 to 2371 and encodes 753 amino acids. Lineage: Eukaryota; Metazoa; Arthropoda; Insecta; Diptera; Drosophilidae. The record is from RefSeq and is a predicted model, not a curated record.
UCGGUUCCAGUCGGGUUUCAGCCGCGCCGCCGAGAAUUACGUACGAGCUGCGGGAUCCGCGGAGUGACAAUUGGAAAUUUGAUCAACUAAGAUUUUGGCGGAAUCGAAAAUGCACGGAAGAUCGCCACUGAACAUCGUUGUAGCUCUCUUCCUCAUCGGCUGCCUGUGCCCAUCGUUGGCGGCGGUGAUCGGUCGCGCCGAUGAGUCAGGGGAGGGGAACAAAACGGCGUGGGAACUCACGGAAGCCCUAUAUGGAACUUCGGGGCUCCGGAGUUUCAAUGGCACAUGGAUAACAGAUGAGGAGUUCUAUUACACUGCUACCGACAGAUCUAUCCACAAGUUCAAUGCGGCCACUAAGGCAGACGUGAUCUUCCAAAACUCCUCAUUCUUGAACAACUAUGUGGGGGCAACGUUCUCACUUUCGCCCGAUAACUCGAAGAUCCUCAUCCGGCACAACCUCACGGAGAAGUUUCGGCACUCAUACAUAGCGCAGUACGACGUGUUCGACAUUGAGAGCAACACAACCGUCCAAAUCCACAAGGGCGAGAAGCUGCAGUACUGCGGAUGGUCGCCUCUGCGGGAUCGGUUGGCCUACGUCUACCUCAACAAUGUGUUCAUCCACUUCAGUGAGAGCAGUGAGAUCGCCAUAACGGACGACGGCGUGGACGGGGUGGUAUACAACGGAGUGCCCGACUGGGUUUACGAGGAGGAGGUGCUGAGCAGUGGAAGCGCCCUCUGGUGGUCGCCGGACGGAACCAAGCUGGCGGUGGGCUUUUUUGACGACACCGAUGUGGAGACCUUUAACUAUUUCCUUUACGGUGAUGGGGACACAACCUUCUAUCAGUAUCCGCACGAGGAGCAGCUCAAGUAUCCGAAAUCAGGCUCCAAGAACCCACUGGUGAACCUUAGGGUGUAUGACGUGAGCGAAAGCGAGCACGCCAUGUAUAGUAUCGUGGCGCCCGUGGAUGUUGUUGGAAGCGAUCACAUCCUGCAGAAUGUUGUCUGGUCCAACGAGACACACCUACUUAUCACCUGGAUGAAUCGCCGCCAGAACCUUUCCUCAAUUCAGAGCUGCAGCAACCUGGGCGCCUGUGUGGAGGUUAAGAGGCUGGAGGAGCCCCGCGGCUGGGUGGACAUAAGCACGCCCAAAUGCCUUAGCAGCGGCAAGAGUUGCAUCUUCAGCUACUUCAUUGACAACUGGCAGCAAGUGUGGAACCUAGACCUGGAGACAGGGCUCAACAGUUGGCAGUCGCGCGGAAACUUCACAGUUUUGACCGUCUAUGGAUAUGAUGAAGCGAGGGACAAACUGUACUACCAGGCCACUCAGGCCGGAGAUCCUUCCGUGUACCAUGUGUUCAGCAACGACGAGUGCCUUAGCUGCAGCCAAGUCGAUGUGGAUGGGGACGCAUGCCGCUCCGCCUCGGCCACCUUCAGCAAAUCCUUCUCUUACUACACGCUCUCCUGCAAUGGACCCAAUCCGACAUACACGCGGAUCUUUGAAGCCACCACCAAAACGCUCCAAGUCGAAUGGGAGCCAAACACAGCGUAUCGCCAGCAAUUGGCGCAGAAGCAGCGCCCCACAUAUCGCUUUUUGAAUGUCACUUUGGCCGACGGGAGUCAUGGAUUCGCCAAGCUCGCCCUUCCGCCCAACUUCGAUGAGGCCAAGAAGUACCCGCUGAUCGUGGUGGUGUACCAGGGACCCAACUCGGUAAGGGUAACAAAUGGGUUUACGCUGGGAUACGAGGCGUUUGUCACGACUUCUAGGGAGACUAUUUAUGCGUACAUCGACGGCCGGGGCACGGGAAACAAGGGGAAGGACCUGCUCUUCUCAGUCAAUAAUGAUCUGGGCGAUCACGAGGUCGAGGAUCAACUGUUUGUCACCCGUUGGAUGCAGCAAAAUCUGCCCUACGUAGAUGCGGAGCGCUGCGGCAUUUGGGGAUGGAGCUAUGGUGGUUAUAUGACAGCUAAGACCAUAGAAAAGGAUGACGAUCGGAUCUUCCAGUGCGGAGUGUCGGUGGCCCCAGUCACCUCAUGGCUGUACUAUGAUACCAUUUACACCGAGCGCUAUAUGGGACUUCCCACUGAGGAUGACAAUUUGCAGAAAUACAACGAGAGCAGCGUGUUUGGAAAUCUGGAAAACUUUAAAACUCAUGACUUCCUGUUGGUCCAUGGCUCCGGUGAUGACAAUGUCCACUACCAGCAUUCUCUUUUGCUGGGCAAGUUGCUUCAAAGGCAGGAUAUUCAGUUUGAGGAGCAGACUUACACCGAUGAGAACCACGGAAUCGGGAACGCGCUGCCCCACUUGUACCAUACCAUCGACGCCUUCUGGAUAAAUUGCCUUAAUCUAGAAGUCUACGAAGACUCGGUGUAGUAAGGCCACAGGCCACAUUCUAGUCAAACAUACGUAUUUGAAACUUUGUUUAUGUAUUUUUUAUUCACUUUCUAUUAAAGCUGUCAACUAUAUAAUG